Messenger RNA from Angiostrongylus costaricensis, 567 nucleotides. NCBI's taxonomy places the organism in Eukaryota, Metazoa, Nematoda, Chromadorea, Rhabditida, Metastrongylidae. The record is from the annotation of a GenBank genome assembly.
AUGGAACUCGGUGCGAAGACGAUGGAGUGGUCGAAAGAACUCUUCGCCUCGGCUUGCUUUCUGAAGCGUUUUUCAUACAACAACUAUCCGAGAUGCUUGAAGCAAUGGUCGGGUAGGUAUAUUUAUAAGCCAAUAAUGGAUCGGACGUGUUGCCCACAGUACACGAUCAGACUAGACUGCACGAAGUAUAUUUUAUCUCGAAGUCAGCGACGGAUCCUUCGUCAAAUGAACGAGUACUUGAGAAGCGACACAAAAAAUGUGAGAAAUGUUCGAGAGGAAGCAACAGCUUGUGGGGCGAAUCUGCAAGCGGAUAGGGCGCUUGUAAAGGAAGACGCGAGCCACAAUGAUCGCUUACCAAAGAAGAAGGAUAAAUCUGGUAACCCAGUGCGUAAGAAGAAGGAGAUGAGGCGAGAACGAUGUUUUGCUAGAUGGCGCGAUAAAGGAUUAAAUGAAGAGGAGAUGAAAAAAGCUCGUGUAGCGAAAGUGGGUACAAAUCUAUGUUGUGCGACCGUCCACUUUUCUUUUUUGAUAAGUCAUCGGCUCUCACCAGUGGAAUCACCUGCAUGA